Messenger RNA from Sodiomyces alkalinus F11, 2289 nucleotides. Its product is annotated as ABC transporter. Gene Ontology annotation, molecular function: ATP binding; ATP hydrolysis activity. The record is from RefSeq and is a predicted model, not a curated record. Lineage: Eukaryota; Fungi; Ascomycota; Sordariomycetes; Glomerellales; Plectosphaerellaceae. Bases 1 to 2289 code for a protein of 762 amino acids. The transcript is spliced from 5 exons.
AUGACUUCAAUAGCUUCCGAGUCGGUGUCGACCAUUCUAUGUACUAGCAAGCAGACACGGUUCGACAUCAAGACGGCCGACUUGCGCGAGUUGGACAUUGAUGGACUCCAUAUCACUGUAACGGCCGGCAACAAGAAGACGUCCGGCGCCAAGGGAAAGGCGAAGGCCCGCAGUGUAGGUGUCGAGAUUCUCGCCAACGCCAAGUUGAGGCUCAAGGCCGGCCAGCGGUAUGCUCUUGUCGGGAGGAAUGGGUCUGGCAAGUCGACUUUUCUGAAGGCUAUUGCUGAAAAGCUCAUCCCUGGGAUUCCUGAAGAGACUCGCAUUUCCAUCUUGCAGCAGACCAAUGCCCAAAUUCCCGAUACGGAUCACUUCUCUUCAGAUGCUGCUUCUUUGCAGGACCGAACCGAGCCUCAGGCACCCGAGCGUCAUGGUAAUGUCCUGGAAGAGGUCAUCGAGAAGGCCACAGCUCGCUCAGAUGUCGAGCAGGAAAUUAGAGCACUGUCAAAGGGCAUUAACGAAGCCGACCCCAUGGGCCCCGUUCGUGCCCUACGCACCAUACGCCAUCAUAGGAAUCAGAAACGACUCUUCUUGUUGGACAAAGACGCCAGGCUGCGAAGCGGGGCCAGGGGUAUGGCCGCUCGCAAGGCACUCACGGCCUUUGAGAAGACCACCGCGGAGUCUGAAGCCCUUAUUGGGCAGCCUGCCGAAAAUAUCUCUGCCGAGACACUCAAGAACGAGACGAAUGAGGCUAUUGAUAUGCUUGCCGACCUACAACUGCAAGUAGAGCCAACCACGGUUGCGGAGAUCGAGUCCAAGGCGAAGAAGAUACUUGCAGGUCUGGGGUUUUCCGAGGACUACAUGGCCAAGCCCGUGUCGAGUCUGUCAGGGGGUUGGCGCAUGCGAACCUCCCUUGCCACAGCUCUGCUACAGGAGACAGACAUUCUCAUCCUCGACGAGCCCACCAACUUCCUUGACCUUCUCGGCAUCAUCUGGUUGCAGAAGUACCUAAAGUCGCUGGAAGAUGCUGAUGAUGCUCCUACGCUCGUCGUCGUCUCCCACGACCGCGAUUUCAUCACCCUCUGCACGGAUCUUCUCAUCCUGAAAGACAAGCAGCUGACAUACUUCCACGGAGACCUUCCCACAUACGAGGCAUCCCAGUCGGAGAGGAAACUAUGGCUGACCAAGAUGAAAGAGGCCCAAGACAAGCAAAAGGCGCACAUUCAGCAGAGCAUCGCCAAUAAUCUCAAGGCCGGCAAGGCCAACGACGACCAGAACAAGCUGCGCCAAGCAAAGUCAAGGCAGAAGAAGCUAGAUGACCGCUGGGGCUUGCAAGUAAGCGCCAAGGGGGGCAGGUUCAAGCUUAACCGUGACGUGGCUGGCUACCAUCUCACCGCCCGAGACGAGAUCGAUAUUCCGCAGGACGAAAGGCCGGCGAGCUUCGUCGUCCCCGAACCUUCCGAGCUGCGCUUUCCGGGGCCGCUCAUCUCCGUCGAGAAGGCCACGUUUCGUUAUCCGACCAAGCGUAAGAACAAGAGCGAGACCGGAGCACCCGCUUCCCCAGCCGCGUUACAAGACGUCAACCUUUCCGUCCACAUGGGUGACCGUGUCGGCAUCCUCGGCCUGAACGGUGCGGGCAAGUCCACCCUGGUCAAGUUACUCGUAGACGCAGACGGGACGAAGCCGUCGUCGGGCACGGUAACGACGCACCCCCGACUCAAACUCGGCUACUACUCGCAGCAUGCGGUGGAACGUCUGCAGGCACUCGUCGGCCGGGGAGACGACGCAUCCCUCACGGCGCUUUCUCUCCUGACGCGGGAGGUCGGUGGUGCUCUCGACGAGGGCGAGGUGCGCGGGCUGCUCGGGGCGCUGGGGCUGCCGGGCCGGCUCGCGUCCGACGUACCCCUGACGAAGCUCUCGGGAGGACAGCUGGUGCGGUGCGAGCUGGCGCGGCUGCUCUGGCGGUGCCCGCACUGCUUGGUCCUCGACGAGGUGACGACGCACCUCGACUACGAGACGGUGACGGCCAUGCGGGAGGCGUUGCGCGACUGGGCGGGUGCGGUGGUACUGGUCAGCCAUGACAGGUGGUUCAUGCGCGGCGUGGUCGAAGGGUUGAUGGACGACGGCGAUGACGAAGAGAGGGAUGUGGACGACGGAGACGGAGACGAGGAGGAGAGUUCGAGGCGGAGGACGGUCUACCGGAUGCGAGGGGGGAAAUUGACCGAGCUGGAAAACGGCACGACCCAGUUUGCAGAGAGCAUUGAGAAGAGGGUGGCUAAGAUGUUAGGGUAG